This is a messenger RNA of Dipodomys ordii (Ord's kangaroo rat), 1413 nucleotides long. RefSeq names its product schwannomin-interacting protein 1-like. Bases 1 to 825 code for a protein of 274 amino acids. Gene Ontology annotation, biological process: positive regulation of hippo signaling. The transcript has 7 exons. Gene Ontology annotation, cellular component: plasma membrane; cell junction. The record is from RefSeq and is a predicted model, not a curated record. NCBI's taxonomy places the organism in Eukaryota, Metazoa, Chordata, Mammalia, Rodentia, Heteromyidae.
AUGGCGGCGGGGCUGAGGACCCGGUUCGUGGGGCACGGGAACGAUCGGGGGCGCUCGGCUGCGGGUUCUCCCAUCAGCGGGGCGGCCGCUCAGCGGAGCCGCGGGGUUGGAGACCGUCAGGCACAGAAAAAUGAGAGAGAGUCUAUCAGACAGAAGUUGGCCCUCGGAAGCUUCUUUGACGAUGGCCCAGGAAUUUAUACCAGCUGUAGCAAAAGUGGGAAGCCAAGCCUCUCCUCUCGCCUCCAGAGCGGGAUGAACUUGCAGAUCUGCUUUGUGAAUGACAGUGGUAGUGACAAGGACAGUGACGCCGAUGACAGCAAAACUGAGACCAGCCUGGACACCCCCUUGUCCCCCAUGAGCAAACAGAGCUCUUCCUAUUCCGAUAGAGACACCACUGAAGAGGAAUCGGAAUCUCUGGAUGACAUGGACUUCCUCACAAGACAAAAGAAGUUGCAAGCCGAAGCCAAGAUGGCGCUGGCCAUGGCCAAACCCAUGGCCAAAAUGCAAGUCGAAGUAGAAAAACAGAACAGGAAAAAGUCUCCUGUCGCUGAUCUCCUGCCGCACAUGCCUCAUAUAAGUGAAUGCUUGAUGAAAAGAAGUUUAAAGCCCACGGACCUGAGAGGCAUGACGAUUGGGCAGCUACAAGUGAUCGUCAAUGACCUCCACUCCCAGAUAGAAAGCUUCAAUGAAGAGUUGGUCCAGCUUCUCCUCAUCCGAGACGAGCUGCACACUGAGCAAGAUGCCAUGCUGGUCGACAUUGAGGACCUGACCAGGCACGCCGAGAGUCAACAGAAGCACAUGGCAGAGAAAAUGCCCGCAAAGUGAAGAGAAGCCAGCCACCAGGAGGAGGAGCUAGAAUUUAUUUUGCUUCUGUGGUUAAAAAAAAUUGCCAUUGCUAAAGGUGACACAGAAACAAACAAAUAUCAGUGUUUGUCAUGGUCAUGUCUGAAGCUUCCUGUUCAGUGAUCGGCCUUUGCUUCUUAAUUUAUUUUAAUUUUUUUACUUGUGCCACUUAAUAUCGGGCAUUUUAAUAAAAUAUUGUUACAAAAACAAACCAAGUAACUGUACAGUACUUAAACACCAUCGCGAAUCGUGGUAAAUCCGAGAGGGUAGUCUUAGCUUUAUUUUUAUGGGUUUGGAGAUUUUAAGUUGGAGCAGUAUUUUUCCCGCUGACAGCUUCCAUCCUCCACUGUGGUUUUAAGGAUCUGUAACCGAUGGUGCUACGUGAGACAUCAUGCCUGCCUCCUUGUGACGUUGUAGCUCUCCCGACGUCUGCCUCGUGACGUUGUAGCUCUCCUGACGACGCCAUCUUAAUCAGUUUUCAACAUUUUGUGAAUGUUGACUAUCUGAAGUUCAUUUCUCGACGUGCUAUUAACAAUGUUUGAAUUCAGAGGCUUCCUUAAACGUUUUAUG